AUGGGUACCCCAGGGCCUUUCAAGUCGCAUUCUUCGCAACACAGUCGGAGUAGCUAUUACUCCCAUGCUCCAUCGGGAACUGGAACGCCUGGUGUCUCUGUCUCUGAAACCAGUGAUCAGGAACAGUCGUUGUUGUAUCGCAACCAGCCCAGUCCCUAUGGCGCACCCUAUGAUGAACCCAGUGUCUCGUCCGACUCCAUGCGUCGGUACACCCUACACGACCCUGGAGUGACCGUUUUUGCCACCCCACCUUACGAAUCCGAAGCCUCCGAUAUCUACGAUGCCCACCUCUCCGAGCGAGGCGGGAUCAAAAUGGACACAUAUCCUCCCGGCCCCGGGAGUCGGUCGACCGGAGCCCUGCGUCGUUACGGUACGAGGAAGAUCAACCUAGUUCAGGGCUCCGUGCUGAGCAUCGAUUAUCCUGUGCCGAGCGCCAUCCAGAAUGCCAUCCAGCCUGAAUAUCGGGAAGCCGAAGAGGCGUUCUCGGAGGAAUUCACGCAUAUGCGGUAUACUGCCGCCACCUGUGACCCCGACGAGUUCACCCUGCGCAACGGGUAUAACCUGCGCCCGGCCAUCUACAACCGACACACAGAGUUGCUGAUCGCCAUCACGUAUUACAAUGAGGACAAAGUUUUGACCGCCCGAACCCUGCAUGGUGUCAUGCAGAACGUCCGUGAUAUCGUCAACUUGAAGAAAUCGGAAUUCUGGAAUAAGGGAGGCCCGGCCUGGCAGAAAAUCGUCGUUUGUCUGGUCUUUGACGGGAUCGAGCCCUGCGAUAAAAACACCCUGGAUGUGUUGGCAACUGUCGGUAUCUACCAGGACGGGGUGAUGAAAAAGGAUGUUGACGGACGCGAAACCGUCGCUCAUAUUUUCGAAUAUACCACGCAGCUCUCGGUUACGGCAAACCAGCAGCUUAUCCGACCGCGUCCUAAUGACUCCUCCAACUUACCUCCAGUCCAGAUGAUCUUUUGCCUGAAGCAGAAGAAUACUAAGAAAAUCAACUCUCAUCGCUGGCUAUUCAACGCGUUCAGUCGAAUCCUUAACCCCGAAGUUGCCAUCCUCCUGGACGCAGGAACCAAGCCCGGUCGCAAAUCGCUGCUAGCCCUCUGGGAGGCGUUCUACAACGAUAAAACCCUGGGCGGAGCCUGCGGCGAGAUUCACGCCAUGUUAGGCAAAGGCUGGGCCAAGGUGCUCAACCCGCUAGUAGCCUCGCAGAACUUUGAAUAUAAAAUCUCCAACAUUCUAGAUAAGCCGCUGGAGAGCUCCUUCGGGUAUGUCAGUGUGUUGCCCGGUGCCUUCUCCGCGUAUCGCUACCGUGCCAUCAUGGGCCGGCCCCUGGAGCAGUACUUUCACGGAGACCACACCUUGUCGAAGCGACUCGGCAAGAAGGGUAUCGAGGGUAUGAAUAUUUUUAAGAAAAACAUGUUCUUGGCCGAGGAUCGUAUCCUGUGCUUCGAGCUGGUGGCCAAGGCGGGGUUCAAAUGGCAUCUGAGCUACGUCAAGGCAUCGAAGGGUGAAACCGAUGUGCCGGAGGGUACGGCUGAGUUUAUCGGUCAGCGACGACGAUGGCUGAAUGGAUCUUUUGCGGCCGGUUUGUAUGCUAUGAUGCAUUUCGGGCGGAUCUACCGGAGCGGACAUAGCAUGAUUCGAAUGGCGUUCCUGCAUGUGCAGAUGUUAUACAACUUCUGCCAGUUGAUCAUGACAUGGUUUUCACUCGCAUCCUACUGGCUGACGAGUUCGGUCAUUCUCGAUCUGGUGGGAACCCCGAGUGAAGGAAACAAACACAAGGGAUGGCCGUUUGGCAAUGAGGUCACGCCUAUUCUGAACAAUUUCGUAAAAUUUCUAACUCGAAUCCACUACACUCUAUCUUUCCUGUACUUCUCGCUGGUGCAGAUAUACGUUCUGGUCGACUCCUUCUACCUGGUGGCCAACGCCUUUACGGGAGGCAUGCUGGACUUCAACAUGAAUCACGGAGUCGGAGAGUUCCUGAAGUCGUUCUUCAGCUCCCAAAGCGGAGGUAUCGUGCUGAUCGCGUUGGUGUCGACGUACGGGAUCUACGCGUUCGCCAGUUUUUGUUAUAUGGACCCAUGGCACAUUUUUACGAGUUCGUGGGCGUACUUUGUUACCAUGACGACGUCCAUCAACAUCCUAAUGGUGUACGCGUUCUGCAACUGGCACGAUGUGUCUUGGGGAACCAAGGGAUCAGACAAGGCAGAGGCACUGCCUUCUGCACAGACGAAGAAAGACGAUGGUGAGAAGAACAACUUCAUCGAGGAAGUGGAUAAACCGCAGGCGGAUAUCGACAGCCAGUUCGAGGCGACAGUCAAGCGGGCAUUGGCGCCGUUCAUCGAGCCGGAGGAGGACACGUCGCCUACCCUGGACGAUUCGUACCGGAAUUUCCGCACUGCCCUUGUGUUGCUGUGGGUGUUUAGUAAUCUGAUCAUGUCGUUGCUGAUCACUAGUACUUCGGUGUCGCGGAUGUGCUUGACGAACACCUCAACCGGCCGAACGGCGAUGUUUUUCCAGAUCAUCUUGUGGGGUACGGCGGGGCUGUCGUUCUUCCGAUUCUUAGGGUCGAUGUUCUUCUUGGCCAAGUCGGGCGUUAAGUGCUGCAUAAACCGACGCUGA
Messenger RNA from Aspergillus tanneri, 2628 nucleotides. It is a transcript of the gene chsC, whose product is annotated as chitin synthase C. The record is from RefSeq and is a predicted model, not a curated record. The transcript is spliced from 7 exons. Gene Ontology annotation, cellular component: cell septum; cell periphery. The coding region runs from base 1 to 2628 and encodes 875 amino acids. Gene Ontology annotation, molecular function: chitin synthase activity. Lineage: Eukaryota; Fungi; Ascomycota; Eurotiomycetes; Eurotiales; Aspergillaceae.